UAUGUCAGCGCCCGUGAGAACCUUGGUGAGAGGACUGAUUGAAAGUCAUCGAGUUAUGAUGUUCUCCAAGUCGACUUGUCCGUUCUGUCUACUAGCCAAAGACACACUGAGGGAAGCUGGCGUCAAAGACUUCAAUGUGCUUGAGAUUGAGUUGAGGCCUGACGCUCCUGAUAUACAGAAAGUGUUGUACAACAUGACGGGGGCGUCGACAGUACCCAGUGUCUUCAUCGACCAGAUGCAUAUAGGAGGUGGAUCAGACAUACACAGCAAGUAUGAGUCUGGAGAAUUGGUGAAGUUACUACGAGAGAAAGGGUUGAUCAAUGGAGAGACAAUGUCGUGAUGUUAGGGAGAAAAACGCAAAAUCGCACAACUGCCACGAAAAAGGAUUUUAAAAUGAUUGAAUACGGGUUUACAGAGCUCCUUUUAACUUGUUAUCAUAGUUACCAUCUUUGUUAGAUUUCUGUACAUGUACAUUGUAAGGAUUAGUUCUUAUGUCUGACAGAGACUAGACUAUUUUUAUUCAACCUCUUUUAAGUUGUAUGGAUUUGAAUGACGAAUAUGUUUUCCAUAACUCACCCGUCAUGCCCUGGUGAUUAUAAUAAUGCACAGACUAAUAUCCAGUUUAGAUCCAUUUCAUGUACCGGUUGUUUUCUACUGUUCCUGUGGAUGCAUUUAUAAUCACGUACACCCAAAUCAGAUGUCACUAGGCCCAAGGCAUUGUGCCACCUACUCUUGGGGCUGAAACAGGGUAAACCCCUUUAAAGUCUGUAAGGAUGUAGGCUUGUGUAUCUUUCACUAUAGGAGCCGGGCUGGUAGAGCAGAAUGCAAUGGUAGUCAGUGUUGCUUCGACUCAGAUUUCACCCAGAUACCUCUGUGCAGAGCAGACAUUUCUGACUUGCCCUUCUGUGAGCAGACAUGGAAUUCACUUUCUGUUCAGAUUUCAUAAUUUAUACCAAAAUGCAAAAGAUAUACUACACAGCGACUCGUGGUUUAAAAUAGUCCAUAGCUAUCUCUUUAAUCCUGCAAUUAUUAUUCACUCAAAUAAUAUCCAUUUAAUUAUUUAAUACAGUAAAAACCAAAUUGCAUGAGUUGGAAAGUACAGUGUCAGAUACAGGUAAAAAUCAGGGUAUGUAAAAUAAAUUGCAAUAAAAACAAAAUGGCAAUUUUAAAUUGUA
This is a messenger RNA of Asterias rubens (European starfish), 1175 nucleotides long. RefSeq names its product glutaredoxin-like. The record is from RefSeq and is a predicted model, not a curated record. Gene Ontology annotation, molecular function: glutathione disulfide oxidoreductase activity. Lineage: Eukaryota; Metazoa; Echinodermata; Asteroidea; Forcipulatida; Asteriidae. Gene Ontology annotation, cellular component: cytoplasm. Bases 2 to 340 code for a protein of 112 amino acids. Gene Ontology annotation, biological process: cellular response to oxidative stress. The transcript is spliced from 3 exons.